AUGAACGCCAAAAGGGAACUCCCGCCCAAAGAAAGCGCCGUUUUCAAGAACAUUUUGAAAAAUUAUGAACUUCGACAGUACAAGAAGGGCUUGAAACUUGCCGACUCCAUUCUGAAGAAGUUCCCUGAGCAUGGCGAAACCUUGGCCAUGAAAGGUUUGUUCCUCAACAAUCUCGACAAGAAAGAGGAAGGUUAUGACCAUGUGAAGAAGGGUAUUCGUCACGAUAUUACCUCCCAUAUCUGUUGGCAUGUGUAUGGUCUUCUUCAUCGCGCCGACAAAAACUAUGAGGAGGCAGCCAAGUGUUAUACUCAAGCACUCAAGUUCAACAAGAACGACAUUCAGAUUCUCAGAGAUUUUGCUCUCAUGCAAACUCAGUUGCGUCAAUACGAUGGCUUGGUGGAAACUCGCUCUCAGCUUGUGCAAUUGCAACCCUCCAAUCCUACCUUUUGGUUAGGCUUGGCUAUUGCUUACCAGAUGGUCGGUAAACCGGAAACAGGCGUGAAAAUUUUGGAAAGCCAUGAAGAAUCCCUCAAGACUACGCCUCCCGCAUUUGAGUACUCUGAAUUGUUGAUGUAUCACAACUCGUUGUUGGAAGAAACCGGGGACUUCAAGGCGGCCUUGGAACAUCUCAACAAGAUUGAACCCAAGGUUACCGACAAGAGAACGUUGAAAGAAAAGCGAGCCUUUUACUUGUUCCGUCUUGGUCAAUUGGACGAAGCCGAAUCAGGUUACCGCUUACUGAUCAGCGAAAACCCAUUCAAUGGUCGUUACAUUGAACGUCUCUUGGAAGUCAAGGGUCUUGGCCAAGCUGAUAAAAAGGCGGAGACCAGCGAACUUUUAACGGAAUUAUUCGCCCAGUAUCCUCGAUCCAAGGCCAUUGAAGAUCUUGUGCUCCGUUAUGCUGAAGGCGAGAGCUUCAAGACCAAGGUGGCCGCGACCUUGCAGAGUGCGUUGAGAAAGGGUGUGCCUUCUUUGUUCAACAGCAUGAAGAAAUUCUACGGUGACGAAAGCAAGCAAAAGAUCAUUGCUGAUCUGGUCAUUGAUUACGGUAAAUCCCUGGAAGCCUGUGGCAGUUUCACUGGCAGCGAAGAUACCAAAGAACCCGCUACCGCUUUGUUAUGGACGCUCUAUUAUCUUGCUCAACAUUAUGAUUACCAUCGUCAAUUGGAUCAGGCUUUGGAACAUAUUAACAAGGCUAUUGAACAUACACCUACUGUCGUGGAACUUUACAUGACCAAAGGCAGAAUUCUCAAGCAUGCAGGCAAGUUUGAAGAAGCGGCUCAGGUGAUGGAUGAAGGUCGCAAAUUGGAUUUGCAAGACAGAUUCAUCAACUCCAAAUGCGCCAAAUACAUGCUUCGCGCCAGUCACAUUGAAGAAGCCGAAAAGACCAUUGGCCUGUUCACAAGAAAAGACGUGGCUCCUCUGCAGGAUUUGUUGGAUAUGCAAUGUCAAUGGUUCGUGACUGAGGAAGGUUUUGCAUACAUGAGAAAGAAGAACUACGGCAAGGCGUUAAAACGAUUCCACGCUAUUGAAAAGUUCUACAACGAUUUCUAUGACGAUCAAUUUGAUUUCCAUACCUACUGUUUGAGAAAGACGACGCUUCGCGCGUACGUGGAUAUGCUACGUUUUGAAGAUCGUCUUCGUGCCCAUCCUUUCUACUUGAAGGCAGCCAAGGGAGCCGUGGAAGCGUAUUUGGCGAUUGCCGAUCAACCCAAGGAUGGCAGUUUUGAUCCUACGGGUAUGACGGAAACGGAGGUGAAGAAGGCUAAAAGCAAGGCUCGCAAGGCGGAACUCAAGGCCCAAAAGGAGAAUGAAGCUCGCAAGGCGCUUAUCAAGGAAGAAAUCGCCAAGCAGCAAAAGGCAGAUCCCAAGAAACCUGUUGAUCAGGACCCAGAGGGAGACAAGUAUCUUGAGACGGGCCAUCCCUUGGACGAUGCUCUGCAAUUCGUCAAGCCCUUGGAACAAUUGGCUCCUUCCCUGAUAGACACACACACCCUGGGAUUCGAAAUUUAUAUUCGUCAAAAGAAAUGGUUGUUGGCUUUGACCGCCAUUCUUAAGACUUCGCAAAUCGAUGCUUCUCAUUCCAGCAUCAAGACGAACUUGGACCGAUUCCAGAAACAAGUGAGUGCCGCUGGACCCCUGGACCCUACGGUGCAAAAAGUCAUUGAUGAACAACUGCCCAAGAUCAAACAAGCUUAA
This is a messenger RNA of Radiomyces spectabilis, 2199 nucleotides long. RefSeq names its product NMDA receptor-regulated protein 1-domain-containing protein. NCBI's taxonomy places the organism in Eukaryota, Fungi, Mucoromycota, Mucoromycetes, Mucorales, Radiomycetaceae. Gene Ontology annotation, biological process: N-terminal peptidyl-methionine acetylation. The coding region runs from base 1 to 2199 and encodes 732 amino acids. The transcript is spliced from 11 exons. Gene Ontology annotation, cellular component: NatA complex; cytoplasm. Gene Ontology annotation, molecular function: protein-N-terminal amino-acid acetyltransferase activity; protein binding. The record is from RefSeq and is a predicted model, not a curated record.